Messenger RNA from Cladocopium goreaui, 930 nucleotides. The record is from the annotation of a GenBank genome assembly. NCBI's taxonomy places the organism in Eukaryota, Dinophyceae, Suessiales, Symbiodiniaceae.
AUGCUUCAGUUUGAUGCACCCCUCAUUUGCUUGCAGGGAGCGCAGGUACUUAGAAUACAACAGCCACUGUUCAGCACCAAUCGGAAAUCAAAGUCUCUUGCUGUCUCUUGGCCUUUGCCAUCCUUCGCCACGAUGGGGACGACUUCCAGUAGUUUCUCUGCUUUGCAGGACCCCUUUGAUGCCACGCAAUUUCAGCAGGUUCUUAGCACGUGGCUAGCGCCAAUGCGCUUGGAAUGCAGCCAUCCUCUGCUUGUAGGCUGGUACAACAAAGCUCGAGCUGAAACUGCAGAUGGAACGCAGAGCAUCGAAGGGCCUGAUGAUGCCGUGGCGUUUGCCAUUUAUUCGGUGCCACAAUUCUUGGAGGUUGUCGUCGAGCACUACGCUCGUGAGAAGCCAGAGAGGGACAUCGUGGAUGGUGCAACGAACGCCAUCCUCGGUGAGCUCCGCAAUCAAUUACCAAGCUCUCUAGAUGCACAAGUCAUCAACACGGACGUAGGACCGCCCUAUUUCCAUGUGCAAACAAUUGGUGCGGUUUGUGCAGAAGACCAGCACGUUGAAGCGGAGGAUGUGAAGGGUGAAGGCAGUGCUGAGUGGCGCGAAGACUUGGAAGAUCGUUUGGAGGAGACACGUGACCCAAAGAUGUGGGGGACGGAAUCUGCGAUGCGCAGGUACGCCUAUCGAGCCUUGGUGGUCCUGCGCAACGGAAAGCAGGCUCUGGAAAAGCCAGAGCCAUUGGAAUUCCUCAGUAUCGAGGACAAGAAGAGAGUUCUCUCCGAGUACAACUUGAGGCAUCAGUUGUGCCUUUGGCGAGACCUCUCAGAAAGCCAUCCAGCAGACCGAAGAUACAGUCCCGAUGAGUUUUUCUUCUUCACUGAGACAUCCCCGGAGAAGAGGAGGUGCGAAAAUGAUCAUGAGGAUGAGCAACCAUAG